AUGGAGAGUGAGGAAGAAAGUAGAUAUUGGGAAGUGCAUCAGGAACUUGCAAGAAGAUUAGACUUUGCUUACACACUUAUGAAGAUGCAUCAAUGUGAUGUGGAUUUGCUACCUGGAUGGACCGGCUUUAACAUGCUUCUACAGGGAUCUAACAUACCACCUCUAUCUAAAAUACGAUACUUGCCCAUAAUUGAUGGUUCCCCUAGUGAAUACUCUACUUUGUACACUGCAGUGGCGUGCUGGCAGGGGGGGCCGGGGGGCCACGGCCCCCCCAGGUGGCAAUUCUUGGGGGGCGCAAAAAUGAAAAGGGGGCGCCGAAUUUUGAAAGUGGGUGUGAAAGUUGUAAAUGUAUUCAGAUUACCAGAUCAGUAGAGAAUAGAAUUGGGAUUAGAUUAAUCGCUUGAAGUACUACUACUAAAUUCAAACCAAAUUUCAAAUUUCGACACGUUAUAAUGCCGUUUUCUGACCAUCAGAUUUCUGUCAAGUCUUCCCCCAAAGUCAAGGAAAUGGCAUUUCAGAGACUCUAAAUUCAAAAAUUUUCCUGGGGGGCAUGCCCCCGGACCCCCCUAGACAAACCUCGAACCUACGGCGCUCGAACCUAGGGGCGCAUAUUGGUUGCCAACCAUUGCCCCCCCCCCCGGAAAAAUAGUACCCAGCACGCCACUGGUACACUGCUCUUCAACAGAGUAUAAAGAUAGCAGAUGAACUUUUAUUGGAACGAAUUGUAUUGAUCUUUGAUGAGGCUAUAUAUGCCAAAAUCCAACAAAUCAGAUGGAAGAACGAAAUAUUCAUGUCACGAUUCAUUGUUAGACUUGGGGACUUUCAUACUACAAUGUCAUUUUUGGGUGCUAUUGGGGUGCUAUUCAGAGAUGCAGGAUUACAGGUAUGUUUCAUUCAAUAAAUUAAAGUGUUGACAUGCUUUCGAGUCGUGCAUAAAAAUAAAGAUAGAAACUGUUGGUAAACAGUGUGUUAACCAACAUUACAAAAUCAUUAUUUUCAUUCUAAUAGGAUGUGCUUGUCGAAUCUGAUAUAAUUGGACAAGGUUCAGUUGAUGGAGUAAUGAAGGGAAAGCGCUACAACCGUAGUAUGCACUGUCACAAGGUUAUGAGUGAAGUUCUUCAACGUCUUCGGUUUGAGGCAUUUCUGGACUGCCUUGAUGAUGAAGAUUCAGAUCAAGUGGUAGCGGUUGCAACAGGUAUGUUGAACAACUUUCAAACUGAUUUUUUUCAUGAAGAAAUAAAUGGCGAAUCAUUCUUGGACAUAAAGGAAACAUAUCAAAAGUUCAUUGAAGAAGAAAGUAAAGAAAACCCUACUUUUGCUUUCUGGAGCAGUUACCUGGAAAUUAUUCAGACCCUUUUGUGCUUCGUAAGGUAAGUUUCCGAGUAUUGCCUUUCAUGAAUGUAUAGUCGAUGAAAUAGUUGAAUCAAGUUCUUUUUAACAAAGACUCACAAGUGGUUAACUUGGUUUUAGAGCAAUACGUGAAGGAGACUGGGAUUUGCAUUUGUCAGCAAUGCGUUCAAUGUUGCCAUGGUUUUUUGCCACUGAUCGGGUAAAUUAUUCUCGCUAUGGAACAGCUUACUGGCUGGAGAUGACAACACUUGACGAUACGCAUCCAGGUACUGACAACUCAUCUAAAGACUAUUAUCAUACCAUCUUGUGGAGGACCAUAUAGUAUAUACACAUACACACACACACACACACACACACACACACACACACACACACACACACACACACAUAUAUAUAUAUAUAUAUAUAUAUAUAUAUAUAUAUAUAUAUAUAUAUAUAUAUAUAUAAUGACCCAAGCAAUAUAUAUAUAUAUAAUGACCCAAGCAUGACCUAAUAACCCAAGCAUGCAUUGUUUCGCUUAAGCAUCGUUUCGCCUACACGCAUUCCGCACAUUCUUUCGAUAGCAUAAAAGCAACCUACAAUUUCGAAAUUACUCACCACCUGAUGAUUCCUAUACGGAUGAAACAGACUGUUGUGGUUUUUUGAGGUAAAAACUUAAAUUAAAGACUCUUUAUUGUAAAUAUUCUGACUGAAAAACUGAGCAUACAUUUUUGAAUUACUAUAGGGGUAAUUAAUAUCACAUUAAAUCGAGGAGCUAUGCAGUGUUGGAUUCUUACUCAGUCGGAGCGAUCUGCCAUUUCAAGGGAGUGCAUGAAGAUGGCUGGUGCUGAUCCAUGUAACAGGUAACUUUUGAAAAAAACAUUUUCCACUGUAAACGAGUUGCAGUUUGAACUUUUUAAGCGAUGUUGGUUCAGCAGGAUUAGUAGUCUACUGUCUAAUGCGUGUUAUUUAAACUAUAUGUAGCAAAAGGAAAGACUUAGAUGAAACCCAAAAGGCUCAUCAUGAAAAAGAGGUUGAAAAUGUGAAGACAACACUUCAGAAUAUGGUGAAUCCAUUUGAACCUGGUCGAACAGAAUUGGUGCAUUUGACAAGUGGUCUUGUAGCCACAGAAAAUGUAAGUACUGAUCCUUUGAAAGCCAACCACAUUGGAGAAGAGCGCUUGGAAAGUUUUAUUACGGAUAGAUUAUUUGUACCCGAGCCAGAUAUCUUUGCUACAAUUCCGAAGGUUAAACUGAAAACGUUUUCAUCAAUGACAAAGAAAGUGAAAGUCUCCUCAAAGAGUGGCGCAGAUGCCACACUUAAGAGCAAUCGGAACCUUUUUGCUCGCAUGCUCUUGCUUGCCCAAAGUAGAGAGAUUGAUAUGAAAGAAGUCCUGUCCUUUUGUUUGGGUCCUUUCCCUUUAUCACUUUUGACGGAAAUGGGGCUGUACAU
Paramuricea clavata is the source of this 2781-nucleotide messenger RNA. The record is from the annotation of a GenBank genome assembly. Lineage: Eukaryota; Metazoa; Cnidaria; Anthozoa; Malacalcyonacea; Plexauridae.